AUUGUGAUGUAUAUGACGUCUGUCCAAGACCCAAGCCAGGGAGUUUAUGUGGCAAUCAAUCGGCCAAUGUCGCUCCAACAGUCCCUCGAACUUUGCUGUCAGUUGGGCAGUUUUUAUACAUAGGACGCAGGUCGUCGGUAGACAAGUACGUUUUGGAGCUCUUAUUCUAGAAGUAGGAGUUUUAGAGUGUAGUUUUUAUUUUUCGUACGUGAACAAUUUGAGCGAUGCAGCAAAGCUGUGCACCAGGUGAACCGGGAUUUCAUACCUACGGAACAGACACGAGUCUGGACGGGGGAGGGCCUGCUACAGGGCCGACCAGGAUGGACGCAGGCGACGACGACAGCCCCGGUAACGCCGACACCUUCCAGCCGAGCGGCCUCGGCCUGCCAUACGGCAUGACAGGAGGCUACACCCCGCCGGAUAGCAACAGCUCCCGCUCUUCCCCAGGCGACGGGGUGGACGCGGAACUCUCUCGGUACAACUCGCAGGUCCCUCCCGACUAUCCUCUAGGACCCUACCCAGGCGCUAACCCCGAGAACGCGUACUCCAUCACAAGCAUGACGCCCUCCCCUCACCCCUACCCAAACGGAUACGAACAACCGCAGAUGUACGGGCAACAGCCGCCGGGUUACUUCGCCCCGAUUACCGACUCGGGUCCUCCCCAGGCCCCUAACGGACAGUACCCGCAGGGUUACAACGGGAACUACCCCUACCCGGGCGGCGGGUCGAUGUACGGUUACCCCCCGGGCCCUCCCCCUCCCCCCGCCAAACUCAGCGUCUUUCUCACCAAUCGGGAUCUCUGGGUCAAGUUUCACCAACAUGAGACGGAAAUGAUCAUCACCAAACAGGGCAGGCGAAUGUUUCCGGUACUACAGUUUGCGAUAUCCGGUCUGGACCCGCAUGCGCAGUACAACGUGUUUGUGGACAUGGUGCUGGCAGACGUCAAUCACUGGAAGUUCCAGAACGGGAAAUGGGUGCCGUGUGGCCGGGCUGACACCAACCCACAAGGAAGCCGGGUUUACGUCCAUCCCGAGUCUCCUAACAGCGGAGCACACUGGAUGAAACAAGAAGUGGUCUUCAGCAAACUCAAACUCACCAACAACAAAGGCGCCGACAACGGACAUGUGGUGCUGAACUCCAUGCACAAGUACCAACCCCGCCUGCACAUCAUCGAGGUGACCAACAGAGGCGGCGGCGGCGAGCGCGUUCUACAGUCCCACAGCUUCCCCGAGACGCAGUUCAUCGCAGUUACCGCCUAUCAGAACACCGAUAUCACCCAACUGAAGAUAGACUACAACCCUUUCGCAAAAGGAUUCAGGGACAACUACGAUGGGCCCACAAACAUCCGGCCAAAUGGUUAUGACGGCAGACCUGCAAGUAUAGAGCCGGGAAUGCACCCUUCCUUGGGUGCCCCCCUCCCCCUCAUGCCGCCCAUCUACCCCGUAGGCCCGCCAAUCCCUACGCACAGCCGCGGUAUCCCUCCGCCGUACGACAUGCGGUCUCACUCGUCGGGAGAAAGUAGUUCCUCGCCGGACAGCCCGGAGAUGCAGACGAAAGACUUGGGGUCGAAAGACACCGCUUCAGACGUGCCUGGGUCCACUCAAAACGGACAGACAAACGCCACACCGGAGAAGCAGGUGUCUCCAGCCAGAGUGAACAACUCAAAUCUACUCCUGACAACAACAGCUCCGUACACAAUCGCCAGCGGUCAGCCGCACUACUCCAUGGCCAUGCACAACAGGGGGAUGCCGCCGCAAAACGGGGGUCUACCGCAAAACGGGCAGAUGUCGGAAAACAGCAGCAUGGCACAGAACGGCCAGUCACCCGGAGAGGAGGCAAGGCCCGAGUGGAGAAGCCCCAGCAAAACCCGUCCGUCUGGGGAUGACGACGAUCGCGACACGGCGGCAAAACGGCUCAGGACGGAAGAACUCCCGCCAAACUACGACGAAACAUCCGGGAACAACUACGACGUCUACAACGACCAAUCAGGAGACGCCACGUCAUCGUUCGCUCAACCGCCGGAGCACAUGCAGUACCAUCGCUACAACGGCUACUACUCGGCAAACCCAGAAGACUACGGACACUAUUACGAUAGAAAUAGCAUGCAGUACGGCUAUUACGGUAACCAGGGGUAUCAGGCGUCCGCGCACGCGCAGUUCGUAGACAGUGAGAAGUUUGCACAUGCGCAUUAUAACGGGUCAUACCACCAGGCCCAGUACAACGGGGGGUACAUGCCAACAAGCACCGCCAGCGCAGAAACAGCAUCUGGACAUUACUAAAACUUCCACACUGAAGCUAGCAAAAUAACACCGAAGAUCCGGUUCAAGUACAUGUAUAAUGUGUGAUAGUUUUUAGACAGUGCGCCUUCUGUGCUAAGUUUCAUUUUGCCUUCAUGUUGCAUGUGGAUUGUAAGAUAUGUACGUUCUUUAGUAUUUAUUGUUGCAUCGUCCCAAAAUGACGCUAAGGCCUUCUGGCGUUUGAUGUUUUAGACAGUUAGAAAGCCGUGGUUUAAAUGUUAAAACAUUGACAGUUUUUAUCGUAGAGUAGCUUUGUUGUGUCGAAGAUCAGUAGGAGAUUAGCUAAGCCACACAUCGAACGUGCCUUGAAGGUAUGUGAUGUCUAAAUGAACUUGUACAGCUAGGCAGGAGGUCCCUUGCACCUCGUGCAACACUUUAGGCGCCCCACCUACCAGGACGAGAACGCACUGCAGGAAACAUUUGUUGCAACAUUUUUACUCCUUACUUACUACUAUUAAAUAUCGUAUAAUGCUGCUAAAGCUAAUGUGUUUUGAUAUGGAAAUUUAUACUUUUAAGACAAUCAAUGCACUAACGUCGUUUUAUAGAUUAUACUCAUAAGUUCUCGUUGACGAAUUCUAGUAAGUCAAACAUUGUUGCAUAGUCACGUCUUUUCUGCUAAGACGUAUUCUAAAAUGUAAGUAAUCAUGUUAUACUUGUUGUUGAAUGAAGUAGAAAAGCAUUCCUACAACCACA
This is a messenger RNA of Branchiostoma belcheri (Belcher's lancelet), 2990 nucleotides long. RefSeq names its product brachyury protein-like. Gene Ontology annotation, molecular function: DNA-binding transcription factor activity, RNA polymerase II-specific; RNA polymerase II cis-regulatory region sequence-specific DNA binding. The coding region runs from base 225 to 2279 and encodes 684 amino acids. Gene Ontology annotation, cellular component: nucleus. Gene Ontology annotation, biological process: positive regulation of DNA-templated transcription; regulation of transcription by RNA polymerase II; cell fate specification. Lineage: Eukaryota; Metazoa; Chordata; Leptocardii; Amphioxiformes; Branchiostomatidae. The transcript has 6 exons. The record is from RefSeq and is a predicted model, not a curated record.